Epinephelus moara (kelp grouper) is the source of this 3223-nucleotide messenger RNA. RefSeq names its product E3 ubiquitin-protein ligase RNF31-like. Gene Ontology annotation, biological process: protein linear polyubiquitination. Gene Ontology annotation, molecular function: K48-linked polyubiquitin modification-dependent protein binding; ubiquitin protein ligase activity; zinc ion binding. Gene Ontology annotation, cellular component: LUBAC complex. The coding region runs from base 1739 to 2602 and encodes 287 amino acids. The transcript is spliced from 9 exons. The record is from RefSeq and is a predicted model, not a curated record. NCBI's taxonomy places the organism in Eukaryota, Metazoa, Chordata, Actinopteri, Perciformes, Serranidae.
GAUACACCCCGCAUGUCUGCACACUGAAAUAAAUGCAGGACAAAUCCAUACACAACAAAUGAACAGACAAAUGAAUGGAUGCAGUAGCCUCCCUGCAAGCUUGUAUACACACAGUAUACAGCACAAACAACAUAAGAGGCCAAAUCAAUUUAAAUUGAAUUUAAAAAAAGCACAUAUUCCUCUGCCACUGCAGGACAUAUUUAACUGAAAGGUAAAGCAUGCAUGUUAACUAAAAUAAUUGAACACAUAUUGGUCCCUGACCAGCCGACCACUGUCGUCAUCAGGGAAGAUGGCAGGAUUGUCCCAGUCCAUGUGUGAUGGCACUCUGGGGGCCCUCUCCUUCCUCAGGCAGGCCACAUUGUGGAGGACAGCACAGGCCAUAGUGAUGUCACAUACCCUUAAAGGGCUGACCCUUAAGUGGUUCAGACAGUGAAAGCGUGCCUUCAGGGGGGCCAAAGGUCAUUUCGAUCCUGGCCCUUGUCCUGGCAUGGGCAUGAUUAUAGGCCUGCUGUGCUUCCUGAGGGUCUAUGUAUGGUGUGAGGAGAAAAAGGCCCCCAGCAACACACCAGAGAAUUCACCUGUCAAUACAAAAUCUCAUCAUCACAACCUCAUACAUAGAGUGACAUUCUUGACACAGCCAUGAUGUGUGUUGGUGGCUCCAACAGUGUGACAGUGCUGCCAGAAACUGCAAGGCAAACCAAAGUCAGAUAGUCCAAAUGGAUUCGAUAUAAAUGUGAUUAUGUCCCAUGCAGAGAUGGAAGAAUGUACCUUGUAUGAAGCGGGUGGCAUCUUGGGAGGGACAUAUGUUUGUGUCUGUCCCCCCAUGGAUCCCCUCCAACACAGGCCUGCCUUUGUUUUGUGCCAAGGCUAUGUCCUCUGCUGGGGUGAGGUCAGCUGAUGGUGACCCACCACCCGUGCCUUGCUUGUGUUUUUUUUUUUUUUUUUUGACUGCUAAAACAGUACAGACAAUGUGAGCAGGCACCUUCUGGGUACAAUGUACACUUGUGCAUUGUUAAGUAUUAGUCAGGGCGCUUACCAUUCUGCAGGAUGUUCUUGUAUUUAAUCUUGACUUGCUGCCAUGUCUGUUUUGGCCCAGUCAUGUUUAAUCUAUACACACACACAAUACAAUACAGCACACAUACAGCUACGUUUUCGGAGAUGUUAAUUAACUAUUGGAUUGUAAUUGUGAUGGUUUCAGCGAAGCAGUGAGUGUGUAUUUGUGCACUACUUACGCAUUCAGGCGGUCUGCAAUACUUUGCCACGCUUUCUCUCGUUGUUUUAUAACUGCGGCGGUGUUGCCUUUCUUUUUUAUUUGAUCCUUUACCUCUUCGUAAACCUCCAUGAGGAUUUCUGCCUCCGACAGGGAAAAGUACGCCGCUCUUGUUGCCAUGGUGAAUCAGUGAAUCUGUGCUCGAUGGCGGGGUCUAUUUGAGGAAGCCGCAUGCGCGCACUGAUCCAGGAUUGGUUUCACCUGGCUUGAUGAAUCCGUGUCUGCUCAUCCUGGCUUGGUCUUUGUGCAACCCAUUAAGCCUGGACGCUCUUGUUUUGGAUUCGUUGAACCCAGCUCAGUCAUUUAUCCUGGAUGUCUGAAUCCUACUUUUGUGAAACGGGCCCCUGAUCACAGCUGUUUGUUUGUUUGUUUGUUUGUUUGUUUGUUUGUUUACAGAUUCGUCACUUCCUGCCACCUGAAAUCCACGAACUCUUCCAAAGGAAACUCAGAGAUCGAGCUCUGCAGGAAAUGCCGAACUUCCGCUGGUGCUCUCAUUGUUCCUUCGGGAUGCUCCAUGAGGCCGACAGGUUGAGGAUGGACUGUCCCAGCUGUAAGAAGAGCACCUGCUGUCAGUGCAGAUCACCUUGGUCUCCCCAACAUCAGGGACUCUCCUGUCACCAGUUCAGAGUCUGGCAGCAGCAAAACCAACCGGACCACCACACCUCCACCACCACCACCCUGCUCAGCUACAACAGCAUCGAGUGUCCAAACUGUCAGUUUGUCUUCAGUCUGUCCAAAGGUGGCUGUCUUCACUUUACCUGCAGUCAGUGUCAGCAUCAGUUCUGUGGAGGCUGCAGUCAGCCCUUCAGUCCUGGAUCUGCAUGCAGGUUCUCUGCUGACUGUGGAACCAAAGGACUUCACGCCCAUCACCCCAGAGACUGUCUGUACCACCUGAGAGACUGGAGCGUGCCCCGCCUACACCUGCUGCUACAGUAUUACAGAGUGUCUCCCACCUGGUUGGAACCAGCCAAUAACAGCUCUGCUGGCAGCAGUCAGACAGGACUGUGUUUGGUUUUGGAGCUCAGAGACGACGGCGGCAGGCGGGAGGAGCCGUGCGGACGACCAGCGCUACCUGAGCACAGAGGAUACUGCCAGAUGCAUUAUAAGGAGCGUUUGGUGGAGCUGAUCAACCGUUGCUGUGCCGACCCAGCGGUCGUCUUCAGCCCGGCAGAGAUGAUGGCAGAGCUGCAGCGUUGGAACGUCGCCACGCCGACCAGGAAACCAGAGGAACCAGAGCCACUGUACACACACCGCCUCCGCCUGACUUUGACCAACAGUGUUCCUCUCAGGAAGCCGCCGAGCUUUCUACUCAAACUCAACGACGACCUCUGACCUCUGCUGCGGCUCCUGGAACUCCGCCUCCUCACCUGCUGGCUGACUCUGCCCACUCCUAACAUGUCAGCUAAUCAGAGGGUUCUGUGUCAGCGCAGUUAUCACUAACGUUAAUGUAAAUGGAGUUCUGAAGGCAAAGUGUACUUCUGGCCACGCCCCCUGUAGUGAUGUCGCACCAGGUGAAGGGUGGUCCUCAUGUGUCUCCAUCCCAGUGACUGAUUGUCUCAGUAGUUGUCAUGGAAACGUAGCCAUACAAACCAAGGGACCAAAGGAAGAGCGAGCAGCCAAUCAGAGCUCAGGCCUGAAGUUCACCUUAAUGACAGCAUUCUGAUAAGCUAACGAUGCUAACAAGGCUCUGCUCAGUGUUUAUCCUCUUGUGUUUGUUAGUGUUAGCGCUUGUUAGCAUGUAUUAGCAUGUGUGAGCAGGACUAACACAUCAUAGUGUUAGUAUAUGUUAGCAGUGUUAGCACUUGUUAGCAUGUAUUAGCAUAUGAUAGCAGGACUAGCACCUGUUAGCCUGUGAUAGCAGUGUUGAUGCAGGUGAAUGACGCAGGUGUGACGACUCCUCUGAACUUAACUUUUUUCUGCACUUUAACUGUUUGAAUAAAAACAAAUGACAUC